CGUGCAGCGUGGAGCUCGCGCUAGUCUAGUACACUUUCAAACACUUCCGCAGCGCGAGCGCUACAAUGAGGAAGUGACGAUCGUUCGGCCAACGCGACACUGAUGAACCUGCGAGGGAUUUUGUAGUCAUACGUUUAAUAGAAACAAAAAUAUUUAGAUCGAAACGUGCAUGUCUACGCACAUGUUUAUGCAAAUUGAUAUGGGUCUGACUUAAGUUAUACAGCAUGUAUUAUUUUGGAUAUUUGCCUUUUUGUUGUAUCGUUGCGAAUUUGGAAUGCGAUAAAAAGUAAGCAGUGCAAAAAUACACGUUCGAUUUGCCACAAAUGGGCGCAUAAAUUGGAACGAUAUAAAUGUAGCAUUAACAAAGGCAAGAAAUAAUAUCAACAUGGCGGCGCCCGGAGGCUAAUAUCUCGCAUGCGUUGUUAAAAGCUAGUCUGGAAGUUUUGUGAGUGCGCAACUGCGCAUGCGUCGUUUCCUCCCCCGCUUUGAAAAAGAGCGAUUUAUUGUGUUGACAGUAAUUAAUCUUACACUCUUUCUUUCUCCAGAACGGGCUUUUUCCCUUUUACUCUUGGUUUACCAAUUCUAGUUAUUGUAUUGAUCAUUGCAGCUUGGUAAACCUGUGUUUAAUGCAAGAAUAGCCAAACUAACAAACCUUUAAAUGGCCAGGAUCUGCUGUGGGCCCCUGCACACAUUUGCACUACUGACUUCUGUACUUAUUCUGGCGCACAAGGACAAGAACGUUUCAUUUGCCUUUUCUCCAUCAGCAGAAUGGCAGCAUAGUUCAAACAUCUCAUACAGGAGCAUUCAGUUCCGAAAGAACUUAAGCAUAAAUGUAUCUGCUGAUCCCAGGACUCACACUAGUUUAGUCAGCGAUCAGUGUGGUAUAGCUGUGGAGAGCCGCAUCGACUGUGGCCGUGAUAGAUCUUUGAGCCGGGCUGAUUGUGAGGGCAGAGGAUGCUGCUAUGUGCCCCUGCCUCAGUCUGGAUUAGGAGGACCACCGUGGUGUUUCUACCCAGUCCGUUACCCAGGCUACAAAAUGGGGCCCCUGUUGCCCACAGAGAAGGGCAAAAGAGCCACCCUGGCCCGUUCUGAACCCUCAUACCUGCCCCGGGACAUCCCCACACUGCAGCUAGAUGUGAUGCCUGAGACUUUGGGUCGUCUUCACCUCUCUCUGAAAGAUCCAGCAUCUCCACGAUAUGAGGUUCCCUUUGUGACGUCCCAAUUAAGGGGCCACAAGGACAUUCAAAACCCCCUCUAUGAUGUUGACUUCCAACCGGAUCCAUUUGGAUUCAUCGUACGGCGAAAAUCCAAUGGCCGGGUUCUUCUGAAUACUACAAUAGGCCCACUCCUGUUUGCAGAUCAGUAUCUACAGCUCUCCACCAGCAUGGCUUCCUCUGUGAUAUCUGGCCUGGGUGAACAUUACACCCCCAUCACGCUGGACCUCAACUGGAGCUCUGUUUCAUUAUGGAACAGAGACAUGGCGCCACAUAGAAGUGCCAACCUGUACGGCUCCCACCCUUUCUUUUUGGUCCAAGAAGGUGAUGGACAGGCACAUGGAGUCUUUCUUCUCAACAGCAAUGCGAUGGAAGUGUUUCUGCAGCCCGCUCCAGCAUUAACUUGGGUGACUGUCGGAGGAAUACUGGACUUCUACAUCUUCUUAGGCCCAAGUCCUCAGAGUGUGGUUCAGCAGUACCAUGAGGUUAUAGGUUAUCCCAUGAUGCCAUCCUACUGGUCACUGGGCUUCCACCUCUGUCGCUGGGGUUAUACGUCCACCAACAUAACAAGAACAGUGGUACAGCUCAUGCGCCAGGCCAAGAUCCCUCUAGACGUACAGUGGAAUGACCUUGAUUAUGCAGACCAAAGAAGAGUCUUUACGUUUGAUCCUCAAAGAUUUGGAGAUUUGCCCCAAAUGGUUGAAGAGUUCCAUCAGCUGGGCAUGAAGUAUGUGCUCAUUCUGGAUCCAGGCAUCAGCAGUGCGAGUCCUCCUGGUUCAUACAAACCCUUUGAUGACGGGCUGAAGAGGGGAGUGUUCAUCAAAAACUCCACUGGACAGAUCCUUAUUGGGAAGGUAUGGCCGGGUCCAACUGCAUUCCCAGAUUUCACCAAUCCCACAACACAGGACUGGUGGAUGGACUGCAUCAGAGUCUUUCACAGCAAGGUACCUGUGGAUGGACUCUGGAUAGACAUGAAUGAGCCGUCAAAUUUUGUGCAGGGCUCUGUGGAUGGGUGUCCUGACUCUGACUUGGAGAAACCACCUUAUACACCAGGUGUGAUCGGAGGUCAGUUAAACUCAGGAACUCUGUGUGUGUCCGCACAGCAGUAUCUGUCCAAUCAUUACAAUCUACACAAUCUGUAUGGGCUGACCGAGGCCAUCGCCACCCACAGGGCACUGUUGAAAGUGAAGAGUACUCGGCCGUUUGUCCUGUCCCGGUCAUCUUUUCCAGGACUGGGCCGUUUCUCUGCACACUGGACUGGAGAUGUGCGGAGUGACUGGGAGCAACUGCGCUUUUCAAUACCUGGUGUGCUCCUGUUUGGACUCUAUGGCAUCCCGUUAGUGGGAGCUGAUGUCUGUGGGUUUGGUGGAGACACUACUGAAGAGCUGUGUGUGCGCUGGACACAACUUGGAGCCUUUUACCCCUUUAUGAGAAACCAUAAUGACAGACCCAAUGCGAGCCCUCCCCCAAGGAGCAGCUUCCAGAUGCUCCCAACACAAAACCAUCCAGGAGGGUGGUGGAGCAGAGGCGGAACAGGGGGAGGGACAGUGGGCCAGCUCCAUGUGGAAAUGGAGAGACUGGGAACUGAGGUAAAGCCGGCAGAGCAGGACACCAAGGUGGAGCAGACGGAACCGGAGCCCACUAGGGCAGAGCAGACGGAGCAGAAGACCUCCAUGGCGGAUCAGACAGAACAAGAGCCCAUCUUGAGCCUAACUCAGGGACAUGAACCCCUCCUGGGCGGAACUGAGGAUCUGGAGCCCUUCCAGGGCGGUACUGGGGAUCAGGAUAGCGCUUUUCGAGAAGCUGGCACGGGAGGGGAAGCAUAUUGCAGUAAAGGGCAAUACAUUCUGUUCCCUGCUCCUUUAGACACCAUUAACAUUCAUGUGAGAGAAGGGAGCAUCAUCCCGCAGCAGCUUCCUGCAUUGACGACUACAGCAUCUCGCAGGAAUCCUUUCACCCUAAUCGUGGCACUGUCUGUGGGAAAUUGGGCUAAAGGGGAGCUCUUCUGGGAUGAUGGGGAAAGUCUGGACACUUUUGAGCAUGGACAUUAUUCAUAUGUUCUGUUCUUUGCUCAAGAGUCUUAUGUGGUCAGUAAGCCAGUCAAAUUAAAUGGAUCUCUCGAUGGUUUGGUCCUCGGGGAAGUACGUGUUUUUGGGGUUCAGGCUUCACCUACAGCCGUGUGGGCCAAUGGCCAAAAGGUUCAUGACUUCUCUUACAGCCCAGACACCAAGGUUCUGACAGUGUCCGGUCUGGACUCACCCAUGACAGCCAUGAUCACAGUACAGUGGAGCUGAUGAGAAAACUCUGCUGUGAUACUGCUGUGUAUAUGUUCCUUGCUAAUGCAAUUGCACAUAUAAAGUUUUAGUUAUGAUUAACAGUAUGUUUCUACUGU
This is a messenger RNA of Sinocyclocheilus grahami, 3606 nucleotides long. It is a transcript of the gene gaa, whose product is annotated as alpha glucosidase. The record is from RefSeq and is a predicted model, not a curated record. Gene Ontology annotation, cellular component: lysosomal membrane. The transcript is spliced from 18 exons. Gene Ontology annotation, molecular function: alpha-1,4-glucosidase activity; carbohydrate binding. The coding region runs from base 659 to 3508 and encodes 949 amino acids. NCBI's taxonomy places the organism in Eukaryota, Metazoa, Chordata, Actinopteri, Cypriniformes, Cyprinidae. Gene Ontology annotation, biological process: glycogen catabolic process; lysosome organization.